Messenger RNA from Lasiosphaeria miniovina, 716 nucleotides. RefSeq lists its product as uncharacterized. The transcript has a single exon. The record is from RefSeq and is a predicted model, not a curated record. Lineage: Eukaryota; Fungi; Ascomycota; Sordariomycetes; Sordariales; Lasiosphaeriaceae. The coding region runs from base 175 to 567 and encodes 130 amino acids.
UCCCACCAUCCCACCAAUUAAAAAAAAACAUCACCGCACACCAUCACAAAACGCCGCACCUGACAACACCACAAAGUGGUUUAUUAAAGUCGCCUUCGAUUAACUCGCAUUUCAAGCCGAGCAAACGUUCUCCCACGACACCUCGUCUCACAAAAACACCCCCCACAAAGCAAAAUGUUCCCCCUGUGGCACAUCCCCGCGCUGAUCCAAGCGACAACCAUGACCUUCGGCGGGAUGUGGCCUAUGUGGGACGCGCAGGCCGCGAUGGCCGAGUUCGGGUGGCCGGCGCGCAUCGCCUCGGCGCCGGCCGCGGGUCCCGUCAUGGUGCAGGGCCAGGCGCGCACGACCGUCAUCGGCCUGCUCGUGGCCCUCUUCUACCUGCGCCGCGAGUACGCCGCCGUCGACGCCGUCAUGGCCGUCACGGGGUUUUACGUUGGUGUUGUUGAUUCAUACCUCGUCUGGAGAGAGAAUGAUGGAGGGCUGAGCUGGGCCGCGUUCCGGCUUGUUGCCUCGUGGUUCUUUGGGCUCUGUGGGCUAAGGGGCUGGACCGCGUCGGCUGCGUGGUGAUGCUGUGGGUGGCUGUGGUUUCUGGAUGGGAGUAUUUGGUAUCAUUCAUGUAUGGAGACAUUUCAGGACCAGUGGCAGGGCCGCGAGACCGGCGUGGUGAUAAAUAAAAAUUGUCUCGCUAGGAUUAAUCAACUUUUUCUUCAGAUUCG